Molecule: messenger RNA, 734 nt
Organism: Entelurus aequoreus (snake pipefish)
Lineage: Eukaryota; Metazoa; Chordata; Actinopteri; Syngnathiformes; Syngnathidae
Product: cytochrome c oxidase subunit 6B1
Exons: 4
Coding region: 295-555 (86 amino acids)
Cellular component (GO): mitochondrion; respiratory chain complex IV
Source: RefSeq, a predicted model, not a curated record
AAUUAAAGCUCCCCGGGGUGUGCCGAUGUCAACAAACUCUAAACGGACUAGCAGGUGCCGAUAAAGCCGAAAUUGGUGUCAAUGUGACCCUUUUGCGUCCGCCAUAUCGUUAACGUUACACUGCACGGCCGCAGUGGUGCGUUCACGGGAGCGCGCAUUAUCACUUGAACGUCAUACUUUCAAUUCAACAGCUAUAAAGUCACUCCGAGCUUCUCAUUGCUACAGCGCCAAGGUGUCAGAAUUCUUAGCACCUCUGCCAAUAUUUGCUACUUGUGACAGAAUUCCUAAAAAAAAAUGGCUGAGGACAUUCAAAGGAAACUGGACAAUUACCGCACAGCUCCAUUUGAUGCAAGGUUCCCCAACCAGAACCAGACCAGGAACUGCUGGUCCAACUAUCUGGACUAUCACCGCUGCCUGAAAGCUCUCCAUGCAAAGGGUGUGGACACAGCCCCGUGUGACUGGUACCAAAGGGUCUACAAAUCCCUCUGCCCCAUGUCCUGGAUCCAGAAAUGGGACGACCAGAGAGACGAGGGAACGUUCCCAGGAAAAAUCUGAAUAAACAGGUUUAAAGUUCCCAAGCUUCCUGAUAAAUGUAACGGUAAAGUGAUUUACUGUAAGAGCGUGUAGCUCUAAAUAACACAAGCACUGAAUGCUCAUUCCUUCCAAACGCCAUUCUACUGUCCAAUUCAGCCUAUAAUAAAGAUCUAUCAAGUCUACACUUGUUGGCUGGCCUU